Hevea brasiliensis (rubber tree) is the source of this 1155-nucleotide messenger RNA. RefSeq lists its product as uncharacterized. Lineage: Eukaryota; Viridiplantae; Streptophyta; Magnoliopsida; Malpighiales; Euphorbiaceae. The record is from RefSeq and is a predicted model, not a curated record. Bases 212 to 979 code for a protein of 255 amino acids. Gene Ontology annotation, molecular function: oxidoreductase activity. The transcript has 7 exons. Gene Ontology annotation, cellular component: chloroplast.
CUUAACUCAUCCAAUGGCUACUACAACACGUGUCCACUGCCAUUGUUCUUCUCUUUCUCUAGCCCCGUCGUUGUCAUAAAUACGCUUGCGGGGUCUUUCAAAAUCGUCUACCAUUUCAUUUCCUUUCUUUUCUUCAUCCUCUCUAUCAUUUCUCUCAACCACCCACAAUAACUGCAACACUUUCAGGAGGCUUCAACCGGUUUCAUUGUCAAUGGCGGAUUCGCGUCCAACCACUGUUCUUGUCACUGGAGCUGGUGGCAGAACUGGUUCAAUAGUUUAUAAGAAAUUGAAGGAGAGGUCUGGCCAAUAUGUUGCACGAGGUUUGGUCAGAACUCAAGAUAGCAAAGAGAAAAUUGGUGGAGCAGAUGAUGUUUUUGUUGGGGAUAUUAGGGAAGCAGAAAUUAUCACCCCUGCUAUCCAAGGAAUUGAUGCUCUCAUAAUUCUCACAAGUGCAGUGCCGAAGAUGAAACCUGGGUUUGAUCCGUCCAAAGGUGGAAGGCCUGAGUUUUAUUAUGAAGAUGGAGCAUAUCCUGAACAGGUUGACUGGAUUGGUCAGAAGAAUCAAAUAGACGCUGCUAAGGCGGCGGGAGUGAAUCAGAUUAUUUUGGUUGGGUCUAUGGGUGGGACAAAUCCAAACCAUCCCUUAAACAGUUUGGGCAAUGGGAAUAUAUUGAUUUGGAAGAGAAAGGCUGAACAGUAUUUGGCUGAUUCUGGUAUCCCAUACACAAUUAUAAGGGCUGGAGGCCUGCAAGAUAAAGAAGGCGGCGUCCGAGAAUUACUUGUUGGGAAGGAUGAUGAACUUCUUCAAACAGAUACAAGAGCCAUUGCAAGGGCUGAUGUUGCAGAAGUCUGCAUUGAGGCAUUAGCAUACGAGGAAGCUAAAUUUAAGGCAUUUGACUUAGCCUCCAAGCCAGAGGGAACUGGCACUCCAACAAAAGAUUUUAAGGCUCUCUUCUCCCAAGUCACCACUCGAUUUUGAUUUUCAAUUGACCAUUAUGACCGGUCUUGGAUUUUACAUUUCUGUGUUUAAACUUCAGAAAGAGUUGUCUGUUGAUGAGCAGAAAGAAAAUAAUAAGAGGAUACUGCACAGCUUGUGAAAGUAUCUUAAAUUAAGAACGGAUGUAUAAUGUUAAUUGCUUAUUUAUUGUUUGCUCA